CAUUAAAAACCUUAGUUCUUAGACUCAACGUUCUUAGUUGCUCCCUGGGUCUGGCCACAAUCAUUUCAACAAGCAAGCUCUCGGUACCCUUGUAACUGCGAAAUUUAAGAAAAUGAGGUUACCGGCCAUUUUGGUGUUGGGCCUGUUUGUGGUCUUCGCCUCCGGAGCCCCAGUCGAGGAAGUUGUCGUCCCUCAAGUCCCCGUUCCAGCCGCGCCCGUCGUACCAGUCGUCGUAGCGGAGAAGGAAGCCGUCGUCGUUCCAGACGUCGAAGUCGCCACCGUUGUUGUUCCUGUGGCAGAGGUUGAGUCUUCUGCAGAAGUUACCACGAUCCAACCGGAAGUUUCAGAUAGGGAAGGACGAGCUUCUGAUGACGAGGAUGAAGACGAGGAAGACGAUACCGAAGAUGCCGCUGAUGACGAUGACGAGGAGAAUGAUGAAGAAGCCAACGACAGUCAGGAGGAGGAAGAACGUGGCGAUAUCCCAAAGUCCAAGAAGACCGCCAAAUCCGCCGUCAAGAAAGCCAAGCCAGUUCCCUCCAUAGGAGAGGGAGGCGUUGAGGAUGACGAGGCUGAAGACUUGGGCGUCAAUGUGGAGGGAGGUUCGGCCAAGUCGGAUGAAAAGUCAUCCAACGAGGCUGAUUCUGAUGAAGAAACUCCAAAGAAGAAGGACGAUGCUGAACAAGACGACAAAAGUGAUGAGGAUGAGAGCAAGGAGGACGACGAGUCGCAAGAAGGUCGCGAUGGCUCAGAAUCCAAGGGAUUGGAAGCUGAACCCCAGUCCAGUGAGAAGAACGAACAGGAAGAAUCUCAAACUAGCCCAACGUCUCAAAAUGAGGUUGAGCAACCCCUUGCUGUCGCUGUCGUCGGAAACGAAGAACCAGUCGCAGUUGAGCCAGUUAUCGUCGAGAGUGCUCCAGCCACCCCCGUUGCUUCCGAGUCGGCCGAGGACAAGGAGAAGAAGCCGACCAAGGACCGCAAGAACAAACCAAAGGCUGACGAUGAGGAAGAAUCCGACGAAGAGAAUGAUGACGAUGACGACGGAGAGGAUGACACCGACGAUGACGAUAACAACAAAGCCCGAUCCAAUAUCAAGCCGGAAAGUCAAGCUCGAGAAAUUUAUGUUGAGAAACCAAAUGUGUUGUACUACUACCCUUAUCCAGAAAGUCAGUAAACUAUCAUCAUCCUGGGAACUGGUCGAAUUGUUCAUUACUAAACAAGGGAUUUUUAGGUAAAAUAUUGGAAAAUUAUAGCCACAAAUUGUACUCUGAAGCUGAUUACCUUAGUUCUUGGCUACAUUUCGGUGUAGUAUAAUUUAUUCAAAACAUAUUUAUUUUUGAAAUCAAACGCAGAAAGACUUUUGUAAUAAAUUAACAAAUUUAUAUACA
This is a messenger RNA of Folsomia candida, 1385 nucleotides long. Its product is annotated as nucleolin. Bases 113 to 1171 code for a protein of 352 amino acids. The transcript is spliced from 8 exons. The record is from RefSeq and is a predicted model, not a curated record. NCBI's taxonomy places the organism in Eukaryota, Metazoa, Arthropoda, Collembola, Entomobryomorpha, Isotomidae.